Molecule: messenger RNA, 1315 nt
Organism: Triticum aestivum (bread wheat)
Lineage: Eukaryota; Viridiplantae; Streptophyta; Magnoliopsida; Poales; Poaceae
Exons: 4
Coding region: 536-1276 (246 amino acids)
Source: RefSeq, a predicted model, not a curated record
CUUCCUAUUCCGCGCCGCCACUCCACUGAGUUCCCCCUCGGGAUCUCCUCUCCAUCUCCCUCGUUUUCUUCACUGAGCCAACCAGCCACUCCUCCCGAUCCACCUCGUUCUCGCGCCCAAGACCCCCAGCUGAAUCGAGUUCCUCCUCCAACCAGAACGAGCGCCACCGCCGCCGUUUGGAGCGCCGCCGUACCAGAGAUGAGUGCCUCGCCCAUCUCUUCUCCUUCCUUCCAUUCUUCUUCCCCCUCCCUCACAUCUCUCUCCCUCUGUCUGCUCGUACAGGGAGCUCCGAUGCCUCGAAGCUGCAGCGCCGCCGUCGAGUCGCCAUGGCCUUGGACUCUUGCCGUCCCGUCCACGCCUUGCCGGAGAGACUCCGCCUUCGCCAAGCCCCGCUUCCGCCUGGCCCUGCUACCGCUGUUGCUUCGCUGGAGAGUUCCGCGGCGCCAAGUUUCCCUGCUUCCCCUUCGAACCUCGUUGCUGAAGCCUCAAGAUCCUGCUGCCAAGCCCUCCCGUAGCGCCAUGGCCUUGUUGAGUCAUGCCCGCGCCGGUGCCUCAAGCCGGAACAGCUCACUCUAGAUCCGGCCGGCCUCCGCCAGGUCGACCGUUUCUAGCCGGAUCCUGCGACCCAUGGACUCGCAGCUCCGCCGGAGUCCCCAUUGCUGGCCCCUGCUUCCGCUACAUCGGGAAGUUGCAGUUCAAGCAGAGAAGGACGAGCGCCUCGACCCCCCUGCAAUGUCGCCUCACUUUGCCAGCAUCUCCACCGCCCGGAUUCACGCCACCAGCAAGCCCCUUCCUCCUCUACUCCAACCAACGCCUCCGGCAGCCCCGUCGUCAUCAUCACCUAGUAGUUGUUUUCCCCGGUCCCGGUGCCCCAUCUUCGACCGAAGCCAGGGACGCCCAGCGCCGCUCGCCGCCGUCCGCCAAGCCUCUGCGCCGCCCUUGCCAAGUCCAUCUGCGCCGGCCUCUGCUCGCUCUGAUCGAAAGCAAAGGAGCUUUGCUCGUCCCGCUCGAGCGCCUUGACCCUGCCUCGCUUGCGUUGACCCACGCAGCGCCACUCGACGCCGCGCCUGGUCCGCCGCCUAUAUCAUCUGUUGGCCCAGAUGCGCGCCCCUGCAGGCCUCCCCUCUCCUCCAGCUGGGCCAAGGCCCGAAGUUGCCUUUCUCGUGAGCUUCGGUUCCGUUUCAGAGUUGUGAGGAUCCGUUCGACUACGUCCGUUUGUCUUCUUCAUGGACUCGUUCUUCUUCCUUGCGGGAUUUCAGCUUGCAGGUGCCGAUGAGUCCGGGCAGAUGACGCAACCACGCUCAGGAGGAGCUCG